UAAUAUAUUCAAUGAAAAAUAAUUAAAUACCAAUCAAUGAUAUUCAUUAAUAAUUAUUGAUACACCAUAAAUAUAUGUUAUAACAUAACCGCAACUAAUGCUGACUUCUUCACAAAGGAGAAUAUAACCUAUCAAUUAAAUAUUUUUUUGUUAAUUCAAAAAUAAAUGUAAACAUAUAAUAUGGCAGAUGUAGAAAUACUUAAUAGCGUUAUAAAUACAAUUGAUUAUAAUACUAAAAAACCGGAAGAAUUUUUAAGCAUACAAAAUGAAGUUGCUGUUGAUUUUAAAAAUUCCCUAAAGCGCUUAUAUGAUUUUACAAAAUUAGAAACACAAAGAAACACAAAUGCUUUACCAGAACUUGUUACAGAAGGUUUUGAUGAAGAACAAAUCUGGCAGCAAAUUGAAUUACAGAAUGAAGGUGAACUUGAUUACUUAAUUGGUGGUGUUUCUAAAUCUUUAGCUGAAAAUAAAAAGUUGACAAUUAAUAUAACUAAAUCUAAAUCUGUAUGUAAUAAUGAAGAAGAUUUAUCAGAAAAAGAAGAACAAAUAAUAGAAGAAGAAACAUCCGAGGAUGAUGAAGAAUUUAAAAGUAAUUUAAAGAAACAAAAGAAGGAUGUAAAAAGAAGAAAAAAAAAAUCAUCAAUAGUAGAUGACAAAUUCUUUAAAUUAGAAGAACUAGACGAAUAUUUAACAAAAGAGGAAAAGAAAGAGAGACAAAAUGAAAAAAAUGAGGAAAAAUCUGAUGAUGAAUCUGUAGAUUUAUUCAAUGAUCUUUCUGAUAAUGAUGAUAAAACUGAAGAAGCAAAACUAUUGAAAUAUGCAGACUUUUUUGAUAGUCCAGAAAGUGAAGAUGAGAAUCCUGAUAAUUCUAUACAACAUAAAGAUACAAAUGAUGAAGAAUUAGAGGAAAAUGAAUUAUUAGAUGAUAAUGAAUUAUUGGAAUCACUAGAUAGUGAUUCAGAUAAUGAAAUAGAUAUUGAUAAUGAAAUGGAAGAAAAAAGUUCUUCCAAAAAGAAAGUUACAUUUAAUCUUACAAAUGAUUCUGAUGAAACUGAUAGUUUAGAAAAUAAAAAUAUCAAUAAAAAUGUUGAUACAGAAAUUAAAUCUUCUCUAGAAAUGCGACAAGAGAGAUUAAAAAAUAAAAUUGGAAAAUUAGAAGAAGAAGCUCUUGCAGAGAAACCUUGGCAAUUGAAAGGUGAAGUUAGUGCAUCAAAUAGACCACAGAAUUCUUUACUAGAAGAAUUCGUGGAAUUUGAUAUUACAACUAGACCUCCACCUGUGAUUACUGAACAAACAACACUUAAAUUAGAAGAUAUAAUUAAGCAAAGGAUAAAGGACAAAGCUUGGGAUGAUGUUCAAAAAAUUAAACCAGUUGAGACUCCUUUAGAGUACAAGAAAAAGUUGAUUUUGAAUCAAGAAAAAAGUAAAGAAAGUUUAUCUCAAAUUUAUGAAAAUGAAUAUCUUAAACAGAAGGAAGCUUUAAAUCCAGAUAAUACUGAAAAGGAAGAAGAAGAACCAAAAUUGCAUACGGAAAUCCGCGAAAUGAUGCAUUCCGUGUUUUCCAAAUUAGAUGCUUUAUCUAAUUUCCAUUAUACACCAAAACAGGUUCAACCAGAGAUUAAAAUUAUUAAUAAUAUGCCCGCAAUCAAUAUGGAAGAAGUAGCCCCAGUCGGAAUGAGUGAUGCUGCCUUAUUAGCUCCAGAAGAAAUUAAAGCGAAACCACGAGGCGAUUUGAUUGGUAAAGCAGAAAGAACCAAAACGGAUAUGAAACGUGAACGAAGACGUAAGAAGAUGAGACAACGUGCGCGGCAACAAGCUAUAGAGAAAAAGGAGAAAUUGAAUGCAAUCAAGCCGGGUAUUGCUAAGAAAUAUAAGAAAGAAAAGACUACAGAAUUGGCAAAGAAAUUAAGUAAAAAUCGAAAUAUUAUAAGAAUGGAUGAGUCAAGUUUCAAAGCUCCGAAAACUUCGACAGCCUUUUUCACUCAAUUACAAGACGAAGUGAAAAGUCACAUUAAAGCAAAAAUUAAUACAGAUAGUAAGAAAAAACAAAAGAAUGUUCUAUCUGCAAAAAAAUUAAAAUUAUAAUUUUUGUACAAAUAUUUAAAUACAAAUUAAAGAUAUUG
Apis florea (little honeybee) is the source of this 2123-nucleotide messenger RNA. RefSeq names its product U3 small nucleolar ribonucleoprotein MPP10. Gene Ontology annotation, biological process: rRNA processing. NCBI's taxonomy places the organism in Eukaryota, Metazoa, Arthropoda, Insecta, Hymenoptera, Apidae. The record is from RefSeq and is a predicted model, not a curated record. Gene Ontology annotation, cellular component: nucleus; sno(s)RNA-containing ribonucleoprotein complex; Mpp10 complex.